Rotaria sordida is the source of this 705-nucleotide messenger RNA. The record is from the annotation of a GenBank genome assembly. NCBI's taxonomy places the organism in Eukaryota, Metazoa, Rotifera, Eurotatoria, Philodinida, Philodinidae.
AUGGUCAAUGUAUGGAAAAGAAAGCCUUCCUCUUAUUCGUCUUCAUACUUUAACCGAUCCAUCCAUAUUUUUUUUUCAUCAAAUUUUACUCGUGCAAUUUUUGUUCGUCACUCAUUUGAACGUUUAGCAUCAGCUUAUAUUGAUAAAAUAGCUUCGCUUAAAAAUGAAUCGUUUUCAUUAUAUGAGAGUGUUCGUCGAGUAAUUUGUCGAAAAUAUUCUUUGUUUUAUUUAACAAUAGCUGAAAGACGUUUUUAUCGUAUUCAUAAACGCAUACCAAACACAGUAAAAGAAUCUUGUCAACAAAUAGUUACAAAAUUUGAACAUUUUAUUCGUUAUGUAAUGUCUAAUUCAUUACACGACGAUGUUCAUUGGUUACCUUAUUCAAAAUUAUGUCAUGUUUGUGCAUUUAAAUAUAAUUUUAUAGAAAAGUGUGAAACAAUGAAAGAAGAUAUUCAACGAUUCAAAUCAUAUCUUGGAUUAAAAUCAAUUAAUUUAAAUGAUGAAAAGUAUUUUUCAACGGGAAAAACAAAAGAAUAUUAUAAAUCAUUAUAUUCGAAUUUACAUAAUGAAUUAAUAUGUUAUUUGAAAUAUUUUUAUGAGGAUGAUUUUAAAUUAUUUGAUUAUCGAUUAGAAGAUUAUUUAACUAAUGAAAGAACUAUUCAAUGUUCUUCUUCACAUAAGCAAACAUUUAGAAAAAAAAUCUAG